AUGGCAGCCAGAACACUUCGUAUAGGGUUGAUUCCAGGUGACGGUAUUGGAAAAGAGGUUAUUCCAGCUGGUCGCAAGAUUCUAGAAGCUUUGCCCGCAUCUUUGAAGCUCAAAUUCGAAUUUGUCGAUCUCAAAGCUGGUUUUGAAGCCUUUGAGCAGACUGGUGCAGCCUUGCCAGAAAAGACGGUCGAGAUCCUCAAAAACGAAUGCGAUGGCGCUCUAUUUGGGGCUGUCAGCUCGCCCUCGAAAGCUGUAAAAGGCUACUCCUCACCAAUCGUUGCAUUGCGCAAGCGCCUUGACUUGUACGCCAAUGUGCGCCCAGUCAAGAGCGUUAUGACUGCAAAGAAUCCGAUUGAUAUGGUCAUUGUGCGGGAGAAUACUGAGGAUGUAUAUGUGAAGGAGGAAAAGACUUAUGAUACCCCAGAAGGAAAGGUGGCCGAGGCCAUUAAGAGAAUUUCAGAAAAGGCAUCUUUCCGAAUCGCCACAAUGGCAGGAGAAAUCGCUUUAAGAAGGCAGAAGAUUCGGGACAGCGGGGUUCCAAGCAUUCAUAAGUCACCCAUGGUGACAAUUACCCACAAGUCCAAUGUUCUCAGUCAAACGGAUGGAUUGUUUAGAUCAACUGCCAGAGAGGCUUUGGCUGCGCAUAAGUUUGCUUCAUCUGUAGGUGUGGAGGAGCAGAUUGUUGAUUCCAUGGUCUACAAACUCUUUCGUCAACCGGAAACUUACGAUGUCAUCGUUGCGCCAAACUUCUAUGGAGAUAUCCUUUCCGAUGGAGCUGCCGCGCUCGUCGGCUCACUGGGGCUUGUCCCAAGCGCAAACGUAGGAGAGGGAUUCGCUAUUGGGGAGCCAUGUCACGGUAGUGCACCAGAUAUCAUGGGUCAAGAUAUCGCAAACCCUAUUGCUACAUUGAGAAGUGUUGCACUCAUGCUGGAAUUCCUGGACGAGGAAGUUGCGGCUGCAAAGAUCUAUUCUGCCGUUGAUGCUAAUCUGGAAGAAGGUAGACUUCUAAGCCCAGAUCUUGGAGGUACCGCAUCUACAACCCAGGUCGUUGAGGAUAUCCUGAGGCGUCUGUAA
Glarea lozoyensis ATCC 20868 is the source of this 1074-nucleotide messenger RNA. Its product is annotated as Isocitrate/Isopropylmalate dehydrogenase-like protein. Bases 1 to 1074 code for a protein of 357 amino acids. NCBI's taxonomy places the organism in Eukaryota, Fungi, Ascomycota, Leotiomycetes, Helotiales, Helotiaceae. Gene Ontology annotation, cellular component: mitochondrion. Gene Ontology annotation, biological process: tricarboxylic acid cycle; isocitrate metabolic process. The transcript is spliced from 2 exons. The record is from RefSeq and is a predicted model, not a curated record. Gene Ontology annotation, molecular function: isocitrate dehydrogenase (NAD+) activity.